This is a messenger RNA of Physella acuta, 1427 nucleotides long. RefSeq lists its product as uncharacterized. NCBI's taxonomy places the organism in Eukaryota, Metazoa, Mollusca, Gastropoda, Physidae. The record is from RefSeq and is a predicted model, not a curated record. Gene Ontology annotation, molecular function: protein binding.
AAAGAUGGCGACAACACAAGACACGUACUAGAGCUGCUGUCUUGUCUUCAACUAAAACAUUUAAUUUAGAUAACUGCAGUAAAUUUUACAGCUAGAUCUAGAUCUAAAAUCGUUCUACAAACUGCUACGCUGCUAUUGAAACCGAAAUAACUGAACGGGAAAUUCCGGUAUUAUCUAAAGAGUUAACGUCACGUUCCAAGGGACAGAACUGUCGCUGUUCAAAUUGAUCUCGCUAGAACUUAUUAAGUUUACAUUGAGACAUUUGAUCAGAUAUUCUAAAACUAAAAACAUAAUUUUAAUUACAUCAUUUUCAACGUCACAGUUUACAUUGAGAUACUCUAUCAAAUAUUCUAUGAGAUGGCCGUAUCGAUUCCUAUAAAGGAGCAAUUAGCUCAACUUUUGAACAAUCUGGAAGAGAUGAAAAGUUUCUUGAAAAUAAUUUAAGUGACUUUGAUCAGCAGGUAAAACAAGCAACACUGGAAUGGUUGGACAAUCCAUCAGAAGCAAAAAUAGAUUUUAAAGAAGUUGUUUGUAUAGUAACAACAGUAAAUACUGCCCCACUUGAACUUAAACAAACGAUUUCUGUUUCCUACACCAAGUAUCAAGCAAUGACUGCUGGAGAUAAGACAACACAAGAAAAUAAAAGUGUUGACUCUGUACACGAUGGAAAUUAUUCUGAUCUUCCUAUGUCAGGACAAGACAUCAAAAGCCACUCUGCUGUGACUUUAACUCUACAAGAUGAAGGGAAGAAAAAUAUGUCCAAUACAACAGACCUUUUAGUAGCUUUAACUACAAAGGUUGAAACUCGAGAAAGUGAUCUUAUAAAGCUGUCAAAAGAUUUUAAGACAAUGGAAACCCGGGUAUGUCAGCCUUACUUCUGUCAAAUUCACCUGCACAAAGACACACCCGUAACUACUGGAUCAAUUCUUUCAACAUUUUAUAAAGUGAGGGAGCCUAACGGCAACCAUUUUAAUAAAACAACAGGAAAACUUGUAGCACCAGAUGAUGGUAACUAUCUUGUUAUUGUAACGCUGCACGAACGUGAGGCUAAACUGAUUAAAAUUUAUUUGUACACGGGUGAUCAAUUUUGUAAGGGCUUUCUUGUUAACUCUGCCGACACAUCUGCCGCUGGAUCAGCUGUUGUAAACAUGAAGAAAGGCCAAGAACUUUACUUUAAAGUGGAACAAGCUGAUGUUGGAGCCAAGCUACAAGGAGGAAGUGGCUUCACUAUUAUUAAAUUAUAGAUUUAAACAUGCUAAUGACUUACUUGUUUUAACAUCUUUUUUUACACCACGGCGAAGUGAAAAACAAUUGAGUCUUAACAUGCGUGUUGAGAGUUGAAAUUAUCAAUUUUUGCCAUAUCACAAUUAGCAUGAUGACCGAUAAUUAGCAUAAUCACCGAUAACUAGAACAAUAAUCGAUUGAAA